Molecule: messenger RNA, 1567 nt
Organism: Microtus ochrogaster (prairie vole)
Lineage: Eukaryota; Metazoa; Chordata; Mammalia; Rodentia; Cricetidae
Gene: Thap2
Product: THAP domain containing 2
Cellular component (GO): nucleus
Source: RefSeq, a predicted model, not a curated record
UCUCUGGGAUCUGUAGUCUCUCCUCUUGCGCAAGGCUUCGCCCUUGGUCCCUAGCGGACGCCGCUGUCCCUGGCAUCCUGGCUGAAGUGGCGGGGUCGGAGCUGUCUGGGUAGCGGGCCUGCUCUUGAGUCGCAGACCUGAGUUGCAGAGUCACUCGUUGGUGGGGAAGACACCUGCCAUCUUCCCGUUGCUCGGGCGCCCCUCCCUGAGACACAGUCUACCCACUCUCUUUGGGACCCCGGGGGGCGGGGGGGGGGAGAAGCGGGUGUGGCCGCCAUGUUGGUGAAGGCGAGCGUCCGCGCCGGGAGCUCCAGGACCGUUGGCUCUGCGGGCCUGAGCCCGCCAUAUUAAUAAAGAGAAAGGGGAGUGGGCCCAGCCUCCCUGCUCUAUAGUGUGCAUGCCCCUCUUCCCGCCCGGCUAGCAGCGCCUGGUCGCCGGCCUCGUUCGCCUUUGCGCGGUGACAGCGGCUUUUGCGGGGCUGCGCCGAAUGAGGGGCCGGGGGAAAUGCCGACCAAUUGCGCCGCGGCGGGCUGCGCUGCCACCUACAACAAGCAUAUUAACAUCAGCUUCCACAGGUUUCCUUUGGAUCCUAAAAGAAGAAAAGAAUGGGUUCGCCUGGUUAGGCGCAAAAAUUUUGUGCCAGGAAAACACACUUUUCUUUGUUCAAAGCACUUUGAAGCCUCCUGUUUUGAUCUAACAGGACAAACUCGACGACUUAAAAUGGAUGCUGUUCCAACCAUUUUUGAUUUCUGUACCCAUAUAAAGUCUAUGAAACUCAAGUCAAGGAGUCUUUUGAAGAAAAAUGACGGUUUUCCUCCAACUGGACCGUGGAAUUUAAAGUCGAACAGUCAGCAAGUACUACUCGAACACAGUUAUGCCUUUAGGAACCCCAUGGAGGCGAAAAAAAGGAUAAUUAAACUAGAGAAAGAAAUAGCAAGCUUAAGAAGGAAAAUGAAAACUUGCCUACAAAGAGAACGCAGAGCAACUCAAAGAUGGGUCAAAGCCACGUGCUUGGUGAAGAGUUUAGAAGCCAAUAACAUGUUACCCAAGGGCCUCUCCGAACACAUUUUACCCACGGCCUUACAUGAUCUUCCUUUGGAAGACUUCAAACUUCUCCAACAAGAUCAACAAGGUAAACCAUUACCAGUUCUCUAAGUGUAAACUAGACAAGAUCUGCACCCAGGUUUUCCUUCCACAGAACCUGAUGCCCUUCUUCCCCUCUUCCCACCAUUGAAGAGACAGGGCAGUUGUACUAAAAUCACAUUCUUAAGGUUUUACUUGAAGUAACAGUCACUAUAUAACUUGCAGAAACUUGAGUCUAAGACAAAUGGGAAAAUGUAACGACAGCUUUGAGAACGCGUAGAAGUGCCUUACACGAGGACUAUGUGCUUAGACGUUGUCUAGGAAACACUGUGGAGUGUUUCUGCUUGUGUUUUCUAAACUGCUGUCAAACAGGAAUGACGAGUGAGACGUUCCUAUGAGGAAAAACAUUCGACACCAAAGUUGGGAUACUACAUUCUAAAGAAUAUGCUAGGUGGGAGCUAAUCAUUAAAUGUGAACUUAAAAC